Messenger RNA from Exophiala xenobiotica, 1439 nucleotides. RefSeq lists its product as uncharacterized. The record is from RefSeq and is a predicted model, not a curated record. Gene Ontology annotation, molecular function: protein kinase activator activity. Bases 201 to 1091 code for a protein of 296 amino acids. The transcript has 4 exons. Gene Ontology annotation, cellular component: nucleus; cytoplasm. NCBI's taxonomy places the organism in Eukaryota, Fungi, Ascomycota, Eurotiomycetes, Chaetothyriales, Herpotrichiellaceae. Gene Ontology annotation, biological process: signal transduction; cell division; positive regulation of protein phosphorylation.
GAACAAUCAUUCACAUGCACUUGGUUGGACUUGGUGUUUUUACCAAAGACGACACUUCACGUCCGCUACCCUGCGCGUUCAGCCUCUUCAUCUUCACCGGCAAUACCUUCCAGCCAGGGUUGGAUACUUGAGGAACAUAGCUACCACGACCGACAAACCACAAUCCUCGCUACAUCUCGACAACGAGCCAGUUUUCACAGAUGGCAUCGUUACUCACUACAAUGUACGAGUUUUUCAAAUCUUCUCCUUCUCAUCCUCCGCAGCCUCUUAAUCCGCAUUUGACCUUCAAACAAUCCUCCUCCUGUAUCACGAUUAAUUCCUACACAUGGCAUGAGAACGAGCCAACUUCUGCCUGCUCAUCGCCCUGCACACCCUCGCGCGCCACACAACUUCUCCGUCAAGAACUGAAUUCCUCCUGUCCAGUUCAUAAUGUUGACGCGCAGUCUAGCAAUGCCCGCACGCGGGGACAGUUCAAGCCGCAGCGCACGAACAAAGGCACAACAAGCUACCAACUGAGACAGUUCGCCGAGGCGACGCUUGGAAGUGGUAGUCUACGGAAAGCCGUCAAAUUGCCUGAAGGGGAGGAUCUGAAUGAAUGGCUUGCUGUGAACGUGGUCGACUUCUACAACCAGAUCAACCUACUCUACGGGUCCAUCACAGAAUUCUGCUCGCCACAAUCUUGUCCUGAGAUGAAAGCCACAGACGAAUUCGAAUACCUCUGGCAAGACGCCGCAACAGGCUACCCCAAACCGACCAAGAUGCCCGCCCCCGAAUACAUCGAGCACCUGAUGACUUGGGUACAAUCAAACAUCGACAACGAAUCGACCUUCCCCUCGCGCAUCGGUGUUCCGUUCCCAAAACACUUCCCUGCCACGGUGCGUCAGUUGUUCAAGCGCCUGUACCGUGUCUACGCGCAUAUUUAUUGUCACCACUACCAGGUCAUUGUGCACUUGGGUCUCGAGCCGCAUUUGAACACCAGUUUCAAGCACUACGUGCUGUUCAUUGAUGAGCACGGCCUCGAGAAGGGCGGCGGUAAGGAUUACUGGGGUCCGCUAGGGGAUUUGGUCGAGAGUAUGUUGAAGAGUGAUUAGGGAUUGAAUCUUGGCUUGGGAACGGGGUAGAGCGUGGAGUCUGGAACGAGCAUGAAGCAAGAAUGGUGCAACGUCGAGCGAACACGGAAUUCCAUGAGCGUCGGGGCGUUGAAGAUUGAUGUGUAUGAACGUACGGCGUUUGCAGUGAAUGCUGGGAUCACGAGCCACGGGCAGAGAAAUAUGCAAGCAGGGCACACCGCGACGACAGGGCUAAAUUAUGGUUGUAUGGCGUUCAAAGGACAGGAACUGGAAGAUUGCCGGGGAAAUGACUCGACAGAGAUGAAGUCAAGUUUCUCUCGGUCAAAAUGUAAUAAUACAGCUAGAAAUGAAGCAUGAUAUUGGAUCUGA